AUGGAUCAACAGGGCCAGUCUGGGGUACCAGGCCCCACCGGGCGCAAGCUCCAUAUCGCUCAUCGGAGAAGUCCAUCUGAGCUGACCCCUUUGAUGAUGGAACAACUGGCCAUUCAGCAACAAAUUGAGCUCCUCCAGCAGCAACAGCAACAGAUUGCUGCAACACACCAACAGUACGUUAAUAUGGGCCUGUUACAGCCACAGCAGCUGGGACAGGUCAACGCCUUCCAAGGCGGCUCGAUGGGUGGUGUCUCCCCUCAGGUCAACGCUUUCCAGUUUCCCCAGCAGCAACAGCAGCAGCAGCUUGGGGUUCCAAUGAAUGCGCCAAACCAACAUUCUCACCGUCGCAAUCAAUCUGCCCUCCCGGGUCUUGCCAUGGGCCCACCCCCUGCCCCAUCCUCAGGGGCAUCCGGAUAUGCCGACUACGGUCAACAAGGCCAGAAGAACGAGAAUAACCACGGUGGCCACGGUGGUCGUGGUCGUGGUGGUCCGCCUGGUGGAGGUCACCAGCGCCGCCACUCUCUCGCACUCCCCGAGGCCAAAAAGGCCGCUGAGCUGGCACAGCAAAAGCGAACCGCCUCUGGCUUCCAAUUCCCUGCUCCCUCUCCCGGUGGUGCUAGUGGUUUGGAGAAUCCGUCUAGCUCGGAUGACAAACCUGGCUCAAGCACCUCUCCUGCUCCCCAGGGUCUUGGAUUGCAGCGUGCUGGCAACCUUCGGGCUGGUGGUCAUGGCCGAAGCCAGUCGAUGGCCGUUGGUGGAAACCGAGGCUCCAUCUCUGGUCGUGGUGCUGGCGGUUUCCAAUUUCCUGCUUCCCCUAAUGACGGUCAGUCGGAUAAUCAACGCCGCGGCAGCCAGCCCGGCCACGCUCGCUCCUCUUCGCGAAACUUUGACGGAAAUUGGCGCCAGCCGAACAACCAGAACCAGGCACAAGACCAACAGAAGUCUUAUGGCCAGCAACAGCAAGGCAGUGGUUUCCAACCAGGCCAUCGCUCGCGGGCUUCUAUGAACCAGUCGAUGGGCUCCAUCGGCCAGUUCCAGUACGGACAGCCCCAACUUAUCCAGCUCCCGCAGGGCCAGGUGAUGAUGGCGCCGCCCCAGAUGUUUGGUGGACAACAAAUCAACCCACUUCAGCUAGCUCAACUCCAGGCUCUCCAGCAGCAGAACGGACAGGGCAUGGGAGGCCUCGGUGCAAGCCAGCAUGCGCCACCCCAAUUGUCGGUUCAGCAGCAGCAGCAGCAACAGCAGCAGCAGCGGAAGACGCUUUUCACUCCUUACUUACCGCAGGCCAAUUUGCCUGCCUUGAUCAGCAACGGGCAGUUAGUCGCUGGUGUCCUGCGAGUGAAUAAGAAGAACCGUUCCGAUGCCUAUGUGACCACAACGGACCUUGACGCCGACAUUUUCAUUUGUGGCAGCAAAGAUCGCAACCGCGCCCUCGAGGGAGAUUUUGUUGCCAUCGAACUCCUUGAUGUUGAUGAAGUCUGGGCCCAGAAGCGCGAGAAGGAAGAAAAGAAGAAGCGCAAGGAUAUCACCGACGCUCGGUCCGGAAGCAAUGCUGGAAAUGAUAAGUUGGGCCGCUCAGAUUCCAAUGGUGACAGACAGGAAGUCGGUCCGGAUGGAAGCAUCCGUCGUCGUGGCAGUCUUCGCCAGCGCCCUACUCAGAAGAAGAAUGACGAUGUUGAGGUUGAAGGCCAGAGCCUCCUCCUUGUCGAGGAAGAUGAGAUUAGCGAUGAGCAAAAACCGCUGUACGCUGGACAUGUGGUUGCUGUUAUUGAACGCAUUGCUGGUCAGAUGUUCUCUGGAACUCUGGGUCUUCUCCGUCCUAGCAGCCAGGCGACGAAGGAGAAGCAGGAGGCCGAGCGGCAAGCCAGAGAUGGUGCCCAUGGCCGCUCCAACCAGGACCGCCACCAAGAGAAGCCCAAGAUUGUCUGGUUCAAGCCCACGGACAAGCGUGUGCCCUUGAUUGCCAUCCCUACUGAACAGGCCCCCCGGGACUUCGUGGAGAAGCAUCAGGAUUACGCAAAUCGUAUCUUUGUCGCUUCCAUCAAGCGUUGGCCCAUCACCUCCCUGCACCCCUUCGGCACUCUUGUAGAGCAGCUCGGAGAGAUGGGCGACCUACGGGUCGAGACUGAUGCUCUUCUCCGUGAUAACAACUUUGGCUCGGACGAAUUCUCCGAUGCUGUGAUCAAGAGCAUUGGCUGGGAAGAUUGGUCGGUCGCUAACGAGGGUGAAGCUCUGGCUGCCCGUCGCGACUUCCGUGAAGAAACCACAUUCACCAUUGACCCUGAGAAUACAAAGUCGCUGGAGGAUGCCUUCCAUGUCAAGAAGCUUGCCGAUGGCAAGGUGGAGAUUGGUGUUCACGUUGCUGAUAUUGCUCAUUUCGUCAAAGGUAACUCUCUUGUGGAUCGAGAGGCCAAGAAGCGUGGUACCGCUGUUUAUCUUGUCGAUCGAGUCAUGAACAUGCUUCCACCGCGGGUCUCUACAGAGCUCUGCUCCCUUAUUCCUGGCGAGGACCGUUUGACUGUUAGCGUUGUUUUCAAGGCUAAUUCUGAAACCGGUGCCAUUGACGACGAUGUCUGGAUUGGUAAGGGUAUUAUUAAGAGUGCAGGUCGCCUCAGCUACGAGGACGUCAACUCUGUUCUCACAGGAAAAUCGAGCUCAGUCGGGACUCAAAUCACCACUGACGAUAUCAAGAUGCUCGACGCUAUUGCUCACAAGUUCCGUGACGCUCGCUUCGGUAACCGGGCGUCCAAUGUUCCCAGCCUGCGUAUUCUUCAGCAGCUUGACGAUGAGAACGUGCCGGUUGAGUACAACAUCUUCGACUCGACUCCAGCUCAUGAGCUUGUUGAGGAGCUUAGCCGCCAGGCCAACUUCUACGUUGCUCGCAAGCUGGCUAGUGCGAUGCCUGAAAAAGCAUUCCUGCGUCGCCAGCCUUCGCCCAACCCUCGUCGUCUGACGCUGUUUGACGAGAGAAUGAAUCGCCUCAGUUUCGGCAUUGAUGCGUCCAGCAGCGGUAGCUUGCAGAGUUCUCUCUGCAAGGUUGAGGAUGUUGACAUCCGCAAGGGAAUGGAGACUUUACUUUCUAAGGCUAUGCAGCGCGCUAAGUACUUCGUGGGAACUGGUGCUGCGGAUGAACAGCGUCAACACUACACUUUCAACGUGCCUGUGUACACCCAUUUCACCAAUCCCUCUCGUCGGUAUGCUGACAUCAUUGUUCACCGCCAACUCGAGGCCAUCCUGUCGGAGGGUGCCAUUGAGUUCACUGAUGAUGCCGAGUCUUUGAACAAGACAGCCGAUCUUUGCAACAACAAGAAGGACUCUGCCCACAAUGCGCAAGAGCAGAGUGUCCAUAUUGAGGCCUGUCGCAACAUGGAUCGGAAGGUUCAUGAAAUUGGUGGUGACCUUAUCAGCGAAGGCAUUGUGCUCUGCGUUUAUGAAUCCGCUUUUGACGUUCUUAUUCCCGAAUAUGGCUUCGAGAAGCGCGUGCACUGCGAUCAGCUCCCCUUGAAGAAGGCCGAGUACCGCAAGGAUACUCGUGUGCUUGAGCUGUACUGGGAGAAGGGUGUACCGUCCUCUGCCUACAUCCCUGAGGAUGAGCGCCCCAAGCCUGCCAACUCUCGCGCAGCCCAGGCCGCUGCCGCUGCCCGCGAAGCUGAGGCUGCUAAGGAGCGUGCUCGAGAGCAAGACGAGGCCAUGCGCAAGCAGACCGAGACCGGCACAAUGUCCGCCGACGACGUCGAUGCCCUCUUUGAUGAUGAUGAUGUGGAAGAGGUGACUGAAAUGGCGGCCGGCGUCUCUCUUAACUCGGCUGACCGGUCAACUCAGAGCAUGCCUCCAUCUCCCACCCGCAACGGUCAUCUUCAGCAGGGACCUCACCGCACUCGCUCGGAUCCUAAGAUUGCUUCCAGCACUGCCGAUGCCCCGGAGAGCAAGCUGACCAACAAGGAUAAGUACUUGAAGCUAUUCAAGCUCCGCGAGGAGGAUGGAGAGUUCAUCCAGGAUGUUACUGAGAUGACUCGCGUGCCCAUCAUCUUGAAGACUGACUUGAGCAAGAGCCCACCAUGCCUCACCGUCCGGUCGGUGAACCCGUACGCUCUGUAG
This is a messenger RNA of Penicillium macrosclerotiorum, 4098 nucleotides long. It is a transcript of the gene ssdA, whose product is annotated as mRNA-binding translational repressor SSD1. The coding region runs from base 1 to 4098 and encodes 1365 amino acids. Gene Ontology annotation, cellular component: exosome (RNase complex); P-body. The transcript is spliced from 4 exons. The record is from RefSeq and is a predicted model, not a curated record. Gene Ontology annotation, molecular function: 3'-5'-RNA exonuclease activity; RNA binding. Lineage: Eukaryota; Fungi; Ascomycota; Eurotiomycetes; Eurotiales; Aspergillaceae. Gene Ontology annotation, biological process: mRNA catabolic process.